AUGCCCGAAAGGAUACGACUGGGCAUUGGAUGUCCCGCCUAUAUUGAGGGCAUCCCAGCCCCAUACGGAUAUGUCCCCUCACUAGGAGCCGGAAUCGCCUUCUGCGUCCUCUUCGGUCUCUCGAUGAUCCUCCACACAAUCCAAUUUACCUGGAAACGACAAUGGUGGGCAAGUGUAUUCAGCAUCGGCUGUUUGGUCGAAGUAAUAGGCUGGGCCGGUCGAACCUGGUCAGCCCAAUGUCCCUACAACUCAACCGCCUUCCUAAUGCAAAUCUCCACCCUCAUCAUCGCCCCAACCUUCUUCACAGCCGGAAUCUACGUCCUUCUAGGCCGCUUCAUCCAACUCCUCGGACCAUCAACCUCAAUCCUAAAGCCAACCCUCUACCUCUGGAUCUUCUGCACCUGCGACGUAAUCUCGCUAGUCGUGCAAGCCAUCGGCGGCGGCAUGGCCUCCGGCGAAGCCGACAAGAUCAACGGCAACACAGCACCAGGCACACACAUAAUGGUUGCCGGAAUCGUAUUCCAACUAUUCUCGAUAACGAUCUUCGUCGCAUGCGCAAUCGAUUUCGUGCGCCGGACGAUGCGGAGACGAUUACUGGUCGGAGCGACGAUUCCGCUGUUUGGUGCGAUGAUACUGUCGAUUAUUUGUAUCUAUGUGAGGAGUAUUUAUCGUACGAUUGAGCUUUCGCAGGGCUGGGAGGGGUAUUUGAUUACGCAUGAGGCGUAUUUUAUUGCGUUGGAUGGGGCUAUGAUGGUUGUUUCGGUUGGGGUUUUUAAUGUUUUGCAUCCUGGGUGGUUGUUGCCUGAGAAGAUUAGUGAGAGGGAUGAGGAGAAAGAGGAGGGGGUAGGGGAGGGAUUGGGGGUGGAGAGGAUGGAGAGAGAGAGAUAUCAGGGGCCGUUGACUAAUUGGUGA
Molecule: messenger RNA, 912 nt
Organism: Penicillium bovifimosum
Lineage: Eukaryota; Fungi; Ascomycota; Eurotiomycetes; Eurotiales; Aspergillaceae
Product: RTA1 domain-containing protein
Exons: 3
Coding region: 1-912 (303 amino acids)
Cellular component (GO): plasma membrane; fungal-type vacuole
Source: RefSeq, a predicted model, not a curated record